Messenger RNA from Fusarium keratoplasticum, 1236 nucleotides. RefSeq lists its product as uncharacterized. Gene Ontology annotation, cellular component: GATOR1 complex; vacuolar membrane. Gene Ontology annotation, molecular function: GTPase activator activity. Gene Ontology annotation, biological process: positive regulation of autophagy; negative regulation of TORC1 signaling. The record is from RefSeq and is a predicted model, not a curated record. The coding region runs from base 1 to 1236 and encodes 411 amino acids. Lineage: Eukaryota; Fungi; Ascomycota; Sordariomycetes; Hypocreales; Nectriaceae. The transcript is spliced from 3 exons.
AUGAUCCAAGGCAUCUUUUACGCCAGGUUCUUCCCCCAAGAGGGCCCCAAGAUUGUCGCCCAAUCUCCCGCGGGCUGUAUCACCCCCGUCGACAACUCAACCAAGCCGCCCCUCAUCGACUUUGAUGUCCUGCACGAGUACAUCAUCCCCCGCCAGGCCUUUUGCAACCGCUACCUCACCAUCAACACCCCGGACGGCAAGUACACCGUCCUCGGCCACCCCGUCGUCAUCCCCCACACAAAGUAUCUGCGCAACGAGUUCAUCUUCAACUUUGGCCUUGUCCUCGACGCCGAUGUUGACCAUGUCCCGUAUGAACGCGUCGUCCGCGGGUUGGCUUCGACCUUUUCCGAGAUGGAGAAGCAGAAUGAGUAUUUGAGUCAGAAUGCUGAGACCAAGGGCCCCGGGAGGAGGCCCAUUGAUAGUUUGCUUGAGAUUGUCAAGGAGGAUCUCGACAACUAUGGAGAGUGCAUGAUUCCAGUUGAUGAAGCCAAUACCAUCAACAUGAAGCUCUUCCCUCAUCACGUCGACCCUCCCCGUGUCCGGGGCUGGCACGUCCCCGUCCCCAAGACCAAGUUUGCAGACAUUGUUGACCCAACCUGGGACCUCACCCUUCAAAAGGUAAUCUCUCACAUUGACGGCGUGUCUGAUGUCCGCCGCAUCGCCCAUGCUGCAUCGGUCUCGCUGGAGCUCGCAAAGACGGCUCUGCGCCACCUUCUCUACUAUGACACCAUCCUCCUCCUAGACAUGUUCUUCUUCUCCGCCUGCUACGCCCCGCGCCCGGGCAUCCACGACUUUAUCCGCAACCUUGACGGUAUGGUUGAUGAGUGUGCGGCAUAUGUCUCACAUGGCCGUGGUCGUGUCAGCAACUAUCACCUCAUCAAGCUCAUGUCUACCUUUGCGCCUGGAAGAACCGUCAUGGAGUGGCUCAAGGGCCAUCAAGAUGCGGGCUUUGAGGUCCUGCGAUUCGUCGAUGUCCGCAGACUCGUCCAAUUCGGCGUUAUCAAGGGCUGUCUCUACCGCGUCCACAAGUUUGUCGUCUCUAAGCAGUACCUCGCUGCCUUGGCCUCUGGCCAGAGCCGACCGGUUCCUGGAGGAGAUCCUCUGCAAAAGUACACUGAUGGUUGCCAUCACUUUGACCAGAUUAUCACGGAGCAGAACCUGACGGAUAGUGAGAUUAUGGAGAAGCUCAAGAAGCUACCAGUUCCAAAGGGAGAUUUGGUCGUCUUCUACCGAUAA